UACUUGUGUGGGGAGGAAGAAGCUUGCACCUAUCUUUGCAGAAGCUCUUAACCACUCACCAAAAUGGUAGUUUUCACAUGCAGUGCAUGUGGAGAGUCGGUGAAGAAAGCACAAGUUGAAAAACACGUGAACAUUUGCAGAAACUGUCAGUGCCUUUCUUGCAUGGAUUGUGGCAAGGAUUUCUGGGGUGACGAUUAUAAGGACCAUGUGAAGUGCAUAAGCGAAGACCAGAAAUAUGGUGGUAAAGAUUUUGAAGCCAAAACUAACAAAGGAGAUGCUAAACAACAGGAGUGGAUUCAGAAAAUUCAUGAAGUAAUGAAGAAGCCCAACAUUAGCCCUAAAGUGCGGAACGUUUUGGAGCAAAUGCGUGUCUUUGAUAAUAUUCCAAGAAAAAAAGUAAAAUUUCAGAAUUGGAUGAAGAACAGUUUGAGAAUCACUGACGGCACUUUGCAAGACCAGGUGUGGGACAUUUUUUCCGAAGCAACCAGAAAUAUUUCAAGUGAAAAAAAACAAGACAAGCCACAACAGAAGGAAGAAGGCCAGUCUGCAGAAAGUGGGAAAAAAACAAUUGGAGAAGAAAAUGGAAUUACAGAUGAUAAAACUGAGAGGAAAAAAAAUAAGAGAGAAAGAAAAGAAGAGAGACAAAAGAACAAAAAGAAGGAGAAAAAAGAACUGAAAUUAGAAAACCAGCUAGCAAGCUCAGAAACAAAAAAGAAUAAAAAGUCCAAAAAAGGAAAGGAAAGCAUAGAGAAUGAAUUUGAAAUAAAUGGAAAUGGCCAUCAAAGUGAAACGGAAGAAGAAACAAAUGUAAAGAAACGCAAACGUAAACAUGCAGAAGAGGAACCUCGUAUCACAGCUAAGAAAAUGAAAAAGGAAAAUGUUUCAGGAGAUGUAGGAACAGAAGAAAACACCAAUGCCAGUGAAAGCGUGGGAACAGAUAAAGGAAAAUUCAACUGGAAAGGAACCAUCAAAGCUGUUCUGAAACAGGCUCCAGACAACGAAAUUUCAAUUAAAAAAUUAAGAAAAAAGGUUAUAGCUCAGUAUUAUGCAGUAGCUGGUGAACAUCACAGAUCAGAAGAGGAUAUUCUAGUCAUAUUUAAUAAGAAAGUCAGUAACAAUCCCAAAUUUAGAGUUUUAAAGGACAAAGUUAAACUCCUGAAGUAAGAGUUUUCAAACUUUCAUAACAUUUGCAUUUUAGACUUGCAGACUGAAUCUAAUUCUUCUGUCAAGGUAUGCAAACACUAUGUUCAUUGGUCUCAAUUUAAAUUGUUUGUGUAUGUGAGAGCAGAAUUUAACUUCUAAGACUUUCCUGGAUUCCUCCUCUUUUUAAAAAAUUUAUCACAGAAUACUUGGGAUGUGCUGCAUUUUUGUUUUCAGAUAUUUUAUUUUUUGAUUUUAUGGAAAAUGUCUAUUUUUUAUACAACUUUCAAGAGGCAAUGAAAAUAAUUGCUGCCUACUGUAUUGAAAUUCUUCCCCGAUGGAUAUAAUUUAUGGGUAAGAAUGUUUAUCAAAACCGGGUUUGUAUAGCAUUUUUGCAGAAACUAUUGUAAGGGCAAAUAUAAUUUUCAUGUUCAAAAACUCACCAUGAAAAAAACGUUUUAUGUUACAAUUAGAGAUGAAAUCACUGAUAUCUCUUUUAUACACCAUAGCUUGUAUAUGCAGGUUUUUAUAACCUGUUAAAUUUGUAUUUUAAAAUGUGUUAUUAAAGUAUCUUUCAAGUUCAUGUAUAUAAUAUUGCCCAUUCAAUGAACAUUUGCUUUAGUGACUGACCUAACUGUAUAUGCAAAGCUACUUUACUGUUUCAAUUAGUAAUGCAGCUGAAUUCAAUAUAAGUGAUGUCACAUGGACUAAAAAAUGACGGACCAAACAAAUGGCUUUAAAACAACAUCUUAAAUACAAUAAAUCGUGCCAGUUGUUUUCAUUAUUGUAUAAAAGACUGUCCAUUCAUUGAAUCCACAAAUUGUACUAGAUUGGAGGAGACUGAAGUCACAGGAACAAAAAAAAAAAAAAAAAAAAAUUGGAAAUCUUACAAGCAGGUAAAGAAAGAGUUGUGUAGAGAAAGUUAUGUGAAGUUAAACGGUUUUAACCAAAUGCAAAAUGCUUCCAAGAUAAGGUGGUUUCAUACCAUGAAGGUGAUCUCUUAAGCGCAGUGAUUGGAAGCUAGUUAAAAUUUCUUCAAGUAGAUGCUAUGGUGUUCUGGAAAGUUGCGUAGUGGUUCCAAGAAACUACAUCGGUAUACUUUUAUAAAAAUCCCUGAUUAAAAUAUCUGAAUUUAUAAAAUAUUGAAUAUAUUAAAAGUAUAGAUGUGAAAACUUUUAACUGUCUGAUACACUGGGUCCAGUCUCUUUCUUCAUAUAUAUUUUUGUCUUGUUCAUAAUAAAAACUGCAAUCAAAAAUACCUACGCGAUUGUUGUCAACUCAUGGAAAGGCCUUUGAAGAUAGGUGAUUAAAAUGCAUUUACAUUCAUGGAGAAACUUCUCAAAGUUGUUUUAACAAAUUUCAAAAAUUUAUUUCUUUUUUUUUUAAAUUUAGGAAGGCACAUAUAGAAGAAUAAGGUCUUGUCAGUAAAAUUAAAAUGAAUACGGUUUUGAUGAUCUUUUCACUGGAUUUGUUUUACAGCAAAUAUUUUACGUUAAGAUGUAAAAUGGUUCUUACAGUAAUGAUUAUAGGGUGAAACUUUUUUAAUUAGCAUUCAUUGCAGAUCAUGCCAGUCCCUUGUAUUUUGCAUAUUCCAUUGUCACUGCCAUAACGUGUGGUUGACACAAAUCUAUAGAAAGCUAUGUUUGCUCUGCUUUAUAAGAAUGUAGAAUAUCAUCAGCCAUGACAGCAGCUGCUGCCUGUAGUCAUUAGUGCUGCUACAACUGUGGGUGCUAAUUCUGUGCUGUGCCUCCAACCUCUUCUCCCUAUUGCAAACGGUCAAACUAGGAUCUGAAGUCUCUGUCUAGCGCUUUGGAAUACCAGUCCCACACCCACAAGCCGGGACUGUCUUCUUGCCUGUCUGCCUCCGCUCUCAUCAGCUGUCUGGUUCUAACUGCCUUUGUGCAGGCGAGUGAGUAUCUUGCAGCUCAGGUCAACUUCUGAACAGGCCUGCAGAAGCUGUCUCUGUGCAGUGCUCUGUGUACUAGCAACGCUGGCCAUGCUACAAUUGGAAACUCCUGCGUUACCUGCACGUUUUUUCAGUAUAGACCUACAUUGGUCUUGACCUAGUUAUGAAUGCAGCUCCAUCUUUUUUCUCUUUCAAACUGCUAAGGGCAGUUUGGAUUCUGUAUGCGUUAAAAAGAUUCACAACAAAUUUUUGUGUCAGAGUUUGUUGCAAGUUACUUGACAGCUUGGGAGAAUGACAGUUUACUGCUCCUGGAAAGCAUCAACAUCUUCCAGUCUGCAGACAAAGAAGUAUUAUACUUUGCAAGUUAGUGUAUUUUUCCUUCUGAAUGAUCCUGGAAGUAGUGUAAUAAACAAGAGGAGUCUAUGCCACUAAUUAUAAUCAUUACAAGUCCAUGCAUGGUAGCCAUACUGACACGGCUCUCCAGUAGAAAAAGACCUCUGUGGUGUUUUUUUUGUUUUUGUUUUUGUUUUUUGUUGUUUUUUAAUUAGAGAAUUAAUAGAUUCCUCAGAGGACUGAAACUGGAGUUUCCACUUCCAAGAGACUGGAGCUCUAAUUUACUGCUAUGAUGACUAUCAGAUUGAGGUUACCCUCUUCUUUAAAACUACCGGUUUAGUGGUAAUCAUUUCAGAUGGAGCCAUACUCCCUUACAGACCGUUAUUUGGAAUUUUUCAUGAAGGCAAAAAGCUAGUAAGACCUACCUACGUUCAGAGAUAAUUAAUGCCAAUAUUUACCAGUAUUUUUAAAAAUCCCAUGCAUCUGUUGCAAUGAAUUUAUGUACCUUGGAAGCUCUUUUAAGUGUUUGUAGUACAACCUUAAGAUUUAGCAAAUGCAAGAGGCCAACAGUAUCAAUUUAUGAGUGGAUUUCUGAUUGCAUUCAGAUAGCGUAUAAUGUUUAAUAUGAUAGUCCAGCUAGUGUAAGAGCACAGCAGGGCACAACUCUCCAGUGCUAAUUUGGAACUACGUACAGCAGCUGCUUGGAAUUCAAUCAGUAUGUUCAUUAAACAUUAUUAUCUGAUCCCAGCUUUGAGGUCAGAUGAUUAAUUUGACUGAGCAGCUCUUAAAUCCUCCUUCGAGUGACUUUUGAGUCUUUCACCUUCAAAAGCAAACAACAGGACUGACUUCCGUACCUACAUGUAGUUGAAGAAGCAAUAUCUAGUGCUGUUACGGUAACAGGUGGUUCUAGAUGUUCUGCGUAUGCUGACGGCCCUCCCUCCCUCUUGCUAUUCCUUCUUUCAUGAUCUGGAUCGACUAUGGCAGGCCACUGCCAUUGAUGCCAUGUUUGAUGCCCAUAGAAAUUUAGGUGACAGCAUCCACAUUUGACCUUUUAAAGAAAUUUGGCAAUGGGUACGUGAUGAACCAGAAAGUUCAUCAUCUGUGAUUUAGGUUCAGUGAAGUCAGUUGGUAAUGGUUAUAUAUGGACAGGAAAGAUGCAAGUGUGUCCGACCUGCACGCUGCUGAACUCCUCCUGCUCAAGUACAUGCAAAGUACAAAACAUAAAAGAACUGCCAUGACUGAAAACUAAGCAGACCUUUAUUUUAUUUUAUCUGACCGAACAGCUAGGUUAGUCGAGUUUCUUUCAAUAGCAUGCCAGCGUACUGGGCUUGUAUUGCCCUGGGAGGAUUUAUCACCUGAAUUAUCAGCUUCAUUUCCUGCAGCAUUUCGUCAUAAAGCCAUCAAAACCACAUCUGAACUAUGGUACAGUUGAAAUGUGUACCCGGGGAGAUAGAGCAAAAUCUAGCACAAGAUGAUAUGACUGCAUCCUACUAAACCCAUUACAGGAUUUUGGGCAGGGGUUCUCCUUGGUUCUGUGAUUGUAAGUGCUUGUACCUCAGAUACUAUGAAGGAUGUUUUAGCAAACUUUCAGAUAGAAAACUAGUAUCUAUGGAGCAUUUUCAGUGUAAGAUACCUUAAGUCAUAGUAUUUGAUCGUUUGCACACAGUGACUGAACUUCCCACGCUCUUGAGGUGGCUUUGCUUUCAGGUGGACUUUCAGGUGGAAGCUGCAUUGAGGUAAAAAGAAAAAAACAGGUCACUGAGCUGUUGCAGAACCUCAAAAUCAAAACAGCUCUCUUAGGACACUCCUGCAUUGUUUUCUACUCUGAUAUCUUCCCAGAUCUAACAGACCUUAUCUCUUGGUACACAAGCUUGCUGUGCAGUUCAGAUAAUACUAGUAAUGCACCGUUCAUUAAAGUAAGACCUAAGUGUUAGUGUCUGAACAUCAAACAAACCAAAAGGCUGAGGACCUACAGCACCUCCUGAAGUUCUUUAGCCCAGAUAUUUUUAGAGCAGCAUCAUCUUUUCCACUAUUAAGUUUCUAGUUACUGUACUAUGUUUAUGCUUUCAGAACAAAAGGGUAUUGCUGAACGGCAUUAGGCCAUGGCAGUACAGCAGAAUCACACGGCUGAAAGACACUCAUCUUUUUUUGUGUUUUUCUCUCUGGGAAUCAAUAGUAAUAUUCAGAAAGGCACGUUACUAUUUUGCAGCUGUCAUUUUACUUUCUAAGGAAAAGACAGGGAGGCUCUCCAAACUUUUGCUGAGGCAGGAAAGCUACUAUAAAGCAUGUAACUAAAAAAAGUACAUAAGGGAACAUGACUGUCAGUUCUGCUUUGGGCAUUUUCUAAUUUAAAUGCAUGAAUGUGUAACAUUAAAGCUAUUAUUUUAACGUAGUUUGUAUAGAAUAUAUCUAAAUAAAAAGGUAAAUAGUUAUUUUACUGACAAGAACUGGCGAUUUUUUACUUAUGUCCUUUAAU
This is a messenger RNA of Struthio camelus australis, 5855 nucleotides long. NCBI's taxonomy places the organism in Eukaryota, Metazoa, Chordata, Aves, Struthioniformes, Struthionidae. The record is from RefSeq and is a predicted model, not a curated record.